AUGUUUUCUUGCUGCUGCUCCGACAGCGCCACCCGUGGUGAGCUGCAAACGGAAGAGAAGCCCGAGGGUUUAGAGGGUCCUGUUGAGGGAGAAAAAGCAGCAGCAGCAGCAGCAGCAGCACCAGCAGCAGCAGCAGCGGAGCCAGCAGCAGCAGCAGCAGCAAAAGAUGCAGCAGGAACCGAUGCAGCAGCAGCAGCAUCGCCGCCACCGCCAGCUGCAGCAACGUCACCAGAACCAACAGCAGCAGCAGCAGCAGCAACAGCAGCAGCAGCAGCAGCAGCAGCAAAUGAUGCUGCAGCAGCAAAAGAGGGAGCUGCAGCAACAAACCGAAAAAUGCAAUUCACACAAACAAAAAAACAAGAAGCACCACCCGCCAAGAAACCCAUGACUGCCCCAACAACUGACCGCGCGAGAAGAACUUCUGUGCCGCUGGAGUGCCCGCUAGAAGAAGGCGUCUUCCUCAUGUAA
Molecule: messenger RNA, 468 nt
Organism: Eimeria mitis
Lineage: Eukaryota; Apicomplexa; Conoidasida; Eucoccidiorida; Eimeriidae
Exons: 2
Coding region: 1-468 (155 amino acids)
Source: RefSeq, a predicted model, not a curated record